Diceros bicornis minor is the source of this 1895-nucleotide messenger RNA. It is a transcript of the gene GALNT8, whose product is annotated as polypeptide N-acetylgalactosaminyltransferase 8. The record is from RefSeq and is a predicted model, not a curated record. Bases 1 to 1869 code for a protein of 622 amino acids. Gene Ontology annotation, cellular component: Golgi apparatus. The transcript is spliced from 11 exons. NCBI's taxonomy places the organism in Eukaryota, Metazoa, Chordata, Mammalia, Perissodactyla, Rhinocerotidae.
AUGAUGCUCAGGAGAAAUGUCUCCAAAGUCCUCUGCCUUGGGCUGACUCUCGUCAUUGCCGUCAAUCUAUUCCUGGUAUUUUAUACCAAGGGGACUUUACAAAAGUUGAUUCUGGGUAGUAUCCAAAAGGAACUUCACUUGCCUCUGUCUGAAUGGAACGGGGCAGUGAUCAAGAGACUCUCUCACCUGGAGGUGGAUUUGCAGCAUCUGAAAGAAAGUCUGAAAGAAGAAAGGAUGAAAGAUAGAGAACAUCCUGUUCAAAAGGCAGUGGAAUCCAAGGCGAAUGAGACAAAGAAGGACAAACCCCAAAAAGCGCUCUUCCCAGACUCACAGCUUUUCAAGAGGUGGGGCGAGGGUCUUUCAGAGGCCCAGCAGAAAGAGGCCCAGGACCUCUUCCAGAAGUUUGGUUACAAUGUUUACCUCAGUAACCAGUUGCCCCUCGAUCGCGCCAUCCCAGACACGCGAGAUUCCAGGUGUCUUCUGAAGACAUAUUCUUCACAACUGCCAUCCCUCAGUGUCAUUCUCAUAUUCAUGAACGAAGCUCUGUCCAUUAUACUACGGGCCAUCACUAGUAUUAUCAACCGAACCCCCUCUCGAUUGCUGAAGGAGAUCAUCUUGGUGGAUGAUUUUAGCUCAAAUGAAGAACUAAAGGCAUACUUGGAAGAGAAGAUUAAGCUUUACAACCAGAAGUAUCCAGGACUACUGAAAAUAAUACGGCACACCGAGAGAAAAGGUCUGGCUCAAGCACGCAAUGCUGGCAGGGAAGCGGCCACGGCUGAUGUGGUCGCCAUCUUGGAUGCUCAUAUUGAAGUGAACGUUGGGUGGGCAGAACCUAUUUUGGCUCGGAUUCAGGAAGACCGCACUGUGAUUGUGUCUCCUGUGUUUGACAACAUUCGUUUUGACACUUUUGAACUGACUAAGUAUGAACUGGCAGUUGAUGGGUUUAACUGGGAACUAUGGUGCCGCUAUGAUCCACUGCCAAAGGCCUGGAUUGAUCUGCAUGACGUCACCGCUCCAGUGAAGAGUCCUUCCAUCAUGGGCAUCCUGGCUGCCAACAGGCUCUUCUUGGGAGAGAUCGGGUCUCUGGAUGGUGGGAUGCUGGUCUACGGAGGAGAGAAUGUGGAACUUAGCUUGCGGGUGUGGCAGUGUGGAGGGAGAAUCGAGGUCUUGCCUUGCUGCCGGGUUGCUCACCUAGAAAGACACCACAAGCCCUAUGCCUUGGAUCUGAGUCUUGUCUUGAAGCGCAAUGCUCUGCGAGUGGCUGAAAUCUGGAUGGAUGAGUACAAAGAUAUGGUCUACUUCGCCUGGAACAUACCUCUCCAGAACUCUGGAAUUGAUUAUGGAGACAUUUCUUCCAGAAUGGCGCUCCGGGGGAAACUGAAAUGUCAAAGUUUUGACUGGUAUCUGAAAAAUGUUUAUCCAAUCCUGAAGCCAAUCCACAACAUUGUGGGCUACGGAAGACUGAAAAACUCAUUGGAUGAAAAUGUCUGCCUGGAUCAGGGACCUAUUUCAGACAACACCCCCAUCAUGUAUCACUGUCAUGAAUACAAUACACAGAAUGUCUACUACCACCUAACAGGGGAAUUCUAUGUGGGACCACUGAUUGCAGAAGCAUAUACUGAUGAUCGCUGCCUCACAGACCCUGGUUAUGGGGAGAAGGCCAUGUUAAAGCCAUGUUCCAAGGCAGCCAAAAAUAACCUGCACAUAUAUUGGGAUUUUAAGCCAGGAAGAGCUGUCAUAAACAGAGCCACUAAACGAUGUCUGGAGAUGAAGAAGGACACUUCAGGUGUCUAUAGGCUUGUACUACAGACCUGCACCUCACAAGUGUGGACAAUACAGUAUACCGUCCGAAACUGGGGGUCAAACUAACAUCCAGUGAUCCCCAGAGAGCCUGG